UACAGUUUAUUUUGCAGAUUUUUACAAAGAUAUGAAGUCCUUAGUGUCCUCAGAUGACCUCAAGUGACCUCAAUGACCAUUUGUAUCGUCGAGCGCGUAUUCUCAUUUCCUUUCUGGUAAUACCUGACGCUCAUUUGAAUAAACGCGAAAAUGCCGCCGUAUUACCGCUAAAAUUUGCAUGCUGCCGAAAUUGCUUCAUAUCUAAUACAUUUCUUAUUGCGAAAACGGCGAAAACGAUAAACUGUCGCAAACUACUUGUCCAAAGCCGGCCUUGAAAUCACAUUCCAUUUGUGCAGAAGUAUUUAGUUAGUUAUAAUUAUUGAAUAAUACGUGUCCGGAUUCCCGAUGGACACUAAGCACCAUGAAAUAGAGCUUAUUCGUCAGGACAUCAUCAAAAAUCAUCUUCAAGUUACAGCUUUGAUACAAGAUAUUCAACAAUGUACUGGCCCUUUGGAAUUGCUCAAUGAAUUAAAUGCAGAAGGCAGAGGAAAAAUAGCAGCUUUAAAAUUAUCCAUUGAUAAACUAGCAUCAGUAGCAGAAAGAGAACCAUCAGAGAAAAUGAAAGCAGAAUUAUUAACAGAAAUAGAUACUUAUGAACAGCAACUUCAUACUUCUUUAGCUGCAUUUAGAAAAGCAAAUGUUGUUAGUGUAUGUGUAAUAGAUAAGCUUGCAAAAGAGGAAUUAUUAUCUAUGCCUGAAGAACAACAAGCUGCUAUGCGUAGAAGGCACGACAAGAGAAGCCUAGCAAAUACAUCAAGUCAACUUUCUGAUAAACUUUUAAGUAUAUCCAGGCAUUUAGCUGAAACAACUCAAAGAAGUGCAGACACAUUGGAUACGUUAGCGACUUCUUCCGAUAAAGUUACCGGUACUAAAGAUGAAAUGGAGCAUCAACAGCAAGUUAUAGUGCAAUCUGGUAAGCUUUUAGGUAAAUAUGGUAGAAGAGAAGUUACUGAUAAAGCCUUAGUAGCUUUGGCAUUUGUAUUUUUCCUUGCCUGUGUAUUUUAUGUUUUACAAAAGAGACUGUUUUAAAAGUACAAAAUUCUGUACAUAAAAAUGCAAAGAUUAUAUCUCUUAUAAUGGAACGGAUGGUAUCCGAUGUAUAUUUAAAUUGUUAAUAAUU
Messenger RNA from Ceratina calcarata, 1120 nucleotides. RefSeq names its product vesicle transport protein Sec20 (gene Sec20). Gene Ontology annotation, molecular function: SNAP receptor activity. The coding region runs from base 346 to 1029 and encodes 227 amino acids. Lineage: Eukaryota; Metazoa; Arthropoda; Insecta; Hymenoptera; Apidae. Gene Ontology annotation, biological process: retrograde vesicle-mediated transport, Golgi to endoplasmic reticulum. Gene Ontology annotation, cellular component: endoplasmic reticulum; SNARE complex. The transcript has 3 exons. The record is from RefSeq and is a predicted model, not a curated record.